AUGAACUCGCCACGAAGUACCCAGAAAAUAACUGAUAAAGUUGAACCAAAAAAUGAAUUCCUUAAACACGGUGAUAUUAAAUCUUAUUUUAAACCCUGGACCGAUAAAUACAAAUUACGUGCCUUCUCGUUAGACCACGCGAAACGUUCGGAAUCAAAUCCAACUACUGUAAUCUGGGAACCUGCCACUUCACAUGGAUUGGCUUCAGCGAUCAUUCAUGCUUACACCCUUCACCAACAUCUUCGAUUCUCACCAGAUGACGUGUGGUUAACAAUCGCACAAGGUGUCAGUAAUCACAUUUGGAAUAAUGCUGAAAGUUUUCGUUACUUGUUCGUCGAUCAUGAAGGUCAGGAAGAAGUCUUUAUAGAUGCUCAAGACAUUAUAGGAUAUAUCAACGGUAAUUUUUUCGGUGAUUGGCCGAAAGCGAUAGCUAGACUUUCUGAUUCUACUGAUCAACGAGUUAAAAAAGUUGGUUUAAAACAACUUCUCGAAUGUGAUUUCUCUACUUCAACAAGUGUAUCCAUCACCGCUAGUCAAAUUAUAUUAUUGGAUUCGAUGAAAAAAUAUUUCAGGUAUAGUAUGCGUGGUGGUUGUGGUAUUCCAAAGGUUACACUUGAUGGCACCUUGGAAGAUUGGUUACACCUUCAAGAAAAGGUCGCAAAACUUCGUGGGUUAGUAUUGAACCUUGAUUUUUGGUUGGACAGACUGGAACCGGUGGUGGCUCAAUUCAUUUCCACUUAUAAAGGAAACGUUGAUGAUGACUUUUGGAGCAUGAUUAUUUACCAGGUUCCUUACGGUAGUGGCACGCUGACUCCUUGCUGGAAUGGAUGGGUGUGCGCUUUGUUUCCGUAUAAUGAAUCAAGAUAUAAACUUACCAAAAAUUCUAUGGUUCCUUCCUCUAUACCUUCUGGAUUGGUGAACGUUCCAUUUAAAAUGAGUAUUGAAAAAGAAGAUUUCAAAUUGAGUUUCUCUGCGGGUUUUUUGGGUGCUAGACAAGAUAAGAUUAACGAUGAGUAUGUCGUUUCACCUGUUAUUGGUUGGUAUAUUAGUGAUGCUUAA
Molecule: messenger RNA, 1059 nt
Organism: Funneliformis geosporum
Lineage: Eukaryota; Fungi; Glomeromycota; Glomeromycetes; Glomerales; Glomeraceae
Source: the annotation of a GenBank genome assembly